This is a messenger RNA of Tripterygium wilfordii, 1863 nucleotides long. RefSeq names its product UDP-arabinose 4-epimerase 1-like. The coding region runs from base 313 to 1566 and encodes 417 amino acids. Gene Ontology annotation, molecular function: UDP-glucose 4-epimerase activity. Gene Ontology annotation, biological process: beta-D-galactose catabolic process via UDP-galactose, Leloir pathway. The record is from RefSeq and is a predicted model, not a curated record. Gene Ontology annotation, cellular component: cytosol. The transcript is spliced from 11 exons. Lineage: Eukaryota; Viridiplantae; Streptophyta; Magnoliopsida; Celastrales; Celastraceae.
UGGAAGCACAGAAUUCGUCGCCUAUUGGAACUCUCAUACUCUCCUCCUCUCUGUCUCUCUCUCGUUCGUGUUCACGAGGAGACGUAUUCUCUCAUCAAGACCUGGUCGUCCCUUUCCCUCUCAUACACAAUUCUCUCAAAUUUCCAUCUCCCCUUUCUCUCUCUUACGUUUUCGAUCAUCGUGGGUUCUACUCAAGAUUAAUCUCGUAUUUUCUACCGACACCAUAAACAAGAAGAUAUCUUCUUUGAUCACUGCUACAAGGCAUAGGAUCUGAUUUGAAUACAGACUACUUAUUAAGAAGGGAUUUCCCAAAUGUUAAAUUUUGGCAGGGCCAGAACUCAAGCAAGGGGUACUAGAAAUAUGCCUUUCUCUGGCAUGGAUUAUGCAGACCCGAAAAGGAAGGGUAAUUUUGUAGGGAAGGUCCUUUUGGCUGCUGCUUUGACAGCCUUAUGCAUUAUUGUGCUGAAGCAAUCCCCAACCUUUAAUAGCCCUAGCCCGUUUUCUAUCCGUGAAACGGGUGUAACUCAUGUCCUAGUGACGGGCGGUGCUGGCUAUAUUGGUUCACAUGCUGCUUUACGGCUUCUUAAGGAAUCAUAUCGUGUAACCAUAGUGGACAACCUUUCGAGGGGAAAUAUAGGUGCCGUCAGGGUUCUACAAGAAUUAUUUCCAGAACCUGGGAGGCUCCAGUUUAUAUGUGCUGACCUGGGGGAUGCAAAAGCUGUUAACAAAAUAUUCUCAGAAAACGCAUUUGAUGCUGUGAUGCAUUUUGCAGCAGUUGCUUAUGUUGGCGAAAGUACGCUUGAUCCUCUUAAGUAUUAUCACAAUAUUACAUCAAAUACCCUGGUAGUGCUAGAAUCAAUGGCUGCUCAUGGUGUGAAGACUCUGAUUUAUUCCAGUACAUGUGCAACAUAUGGCGAGCCUGAGAAGAUGCCCAUUACUGAAGAAACUCCGCAGAACCCAAUCAAUCCCUAUGGGAAAGCUAAGAAGAUGGCAGAAGAUAUCAUCCUGGAUUUUUCUAAGAAUUCAGACAUGGCAGUUAUGAUUUUAAGAUAUUUCAAUGUAAUUGGAUCAGAUCCAGAGGGCAGACUAGGAGAAGCUCCGAGACCUGAACUUCGUGAGCAUGGUCGAAUUUCUGGUGCUUGUUUUGAUGCUGCUCGUGGUAUUAUGAAUGGGUUGAAGGUUAAAGGAACGGACUAUAAAACCCCUGACGGCACUUGUGUCCGGGACUAUAUAGAUGUUACUGAUCUGGUUGAUGCUCACGUGAAAGCUCUCCAGAAGGCAGUGCCUAGCAAAGUCGGAAUCUACAAUGUUGGUACUGGAAAAGGUAGAUCAGUAAAGGAGUUUGUGGAGGCAUGUAAGAAGGCAACUGGAGUAGAUAUCAAAGUUGAUUACUUGCCCCGACGGCCUGGUGACUAUGCUGAAGUAUACAGUGACCCGACUAAGAUCUUGCGUGAGUUGAACUGGACAGCACAGUACACUGAUCUUCAGAAGAGUUUGCAGGUAGCAUGGAGAUGGCAAAAGUCCCACCGCGACGGGUAUGGAUCCUCUCAAGUGAUGUCUUCCUGAGAAGUUUAGUCACUACAGAAAUUCAAUGCAAACCCCUCGGCAGCACAGAGAAUGCUGUACUUCUAUCUCUAUAGAAGAAGGUUUCGAACCGAGGUUAGUUUUUUUAACCCUUCUUACGAGUAAGGGUUAGUUGUAGGGAGUGGCCAAUUCAUUAUAUGUAAUUGAUAGAUUAUAGCUUAAUAAUAUAUAUUGCCCAGGCGCAGGUAUAGCCUUUAUCGAGUCAUACAGUAUAAUGGGGCAAAUAUGAAUUCAAUUGGCUGUUUCCAUGUUGAGUGCAAAUGAGGUUACGGCCACAAA